GCUCUAGGGCACCGGAUGCCACGCCGAGGAAGGAUUCGCGGUUCUUCCAAGCUAACGGUUUCCAUGUCUCCCCGCUACCUCGGGAUUGGCCUCGGAGCUCAAGUCAAGCAACCGCGGAGAUCGAUCGGUCACCGCAGCAGCCGAGCAGAGAGGGACUCGGGCCCGCCGGAGGGUGGGUGGGCUCGCGCCGACGUCACUUCCGGCGCGCCCGCCGGCCCGCGAAGAGGCGCCGGGCUCGAGGUCGCGCUGCGAGUGUGCGGCUGCCGAGGACGCGCGGUGCCGGGGGCGCGCCUGGAGGGCGGGCUCGGGAAGGGGGAGUGUCUGCGCGCCGCCGCCGCCGCCACAGUCUCUGUCGCUGCCGGCGAGCUCUCCGCCGCUCUCUUCCCGACACCCGGCUGCUCCGUGCACCCUGCCGCCGUGCUCCAGGGUCUGUGGGAGCCGAACAGAAGCGGGAGCUGCUGCAGACUGCGGGGCGGCGGGACGGCCCCGGUCCCCUCCCCUCCGUCACCCCUGCUUGCCGUCUCCCGGGUCAUGGGGAACACCGCGAUCGCCAAGAAAGGCAGCGAGGUGGAGAGCGUGAAAGAAUUUCUAGCCAAAGCCAAAGAAGACUUUCUGAGGAAAUGGGAGAACCCUCCCCCGAGUAAUGCCGGCCUUGAAGAUUUUGAGAGGAAAAAAACUCUUGGGACGGGCUCCUUUGGAAGAGUCAUGCUCGUGAAGCACAAAGCCACUGAGCAGUACUACGCCAUGAAGAUCCUGGACAAGCAGAAGGUGGUUAAGCUGAAGCAGAUAGAGCAUACUUUGAAUGAGAAACGAAUACUGCAGGCGGUGGAGUUUCCGUUUCUUGUCCGUCUGGAGUAUUCUUUUAAGGAUAAUUCUAAUUUAUACAUGGUUAUGGAAUAUGUCCCUGGGGGUGAAAUGUUUUCUCAUCUAAGAAGAAUUGGAAGGUUCAGUGAACCCCAUGCUCGUUUCUAUGCAGCUCAGAUUGUGCUAACGUUUGAGUACCUCCACUCCCUUGACCUCAUCUACAGAGAUCUCAAGCCUGAAAACCUCUUAAUUGACCACCAGGGUUACAUCCAGGUCACAGACUUCGGGUUCGCCAAAAGAGUCAAGGGCAGGACUUGGACACUGUGCGGCACCCCAGAGUACCUGGCCCCAGAGAUCAUCCUGAGCAAGGGCUACAAUAAGGCGGUGGACUGGUGGGCCUUGGGAGUGCUGAUCUAUGAGAUGGCUGCUGGCUACCCCCCAUUCUUUGCAGACCAACCAAUUCAGAUUUAUGAGAAGAUCGUUUCUGGAAAGGUCCGAUUCCCAUCCCACUUCAGUUCUGAUCUCAAGGACCUUCUACGGAACUUGCUGCAGGUGGAUCUGACCAAGCGCUUCGGGAACCUGAAGAAUGGCGUGAGUGACAUCAAGACCCACAAGUGGUUCGCCACCACCGACUGGAUUGCUAUUUACCAGAGGAAGGUUGAGGCUCCAUUCAUACCAAAGUUCAGAGGCUCUGGAGAUACCAGCAACUUCGAUGACUAUGAAGAAGAAGAAAUCCGUGUCUCUAUAACAGAAAAAUGUGGAAAAGAAUUUUGUGAAUUUUAGGGAGGAGGAAGAUUGCCUCGCGCUCACACUCAGUCUUUGCACGCUGUGGAGGUGGAAAGUGGAGCCGAGCCCUCUUGGUGAAGCAGUCACCAAGUCCCUUCAUUCCAGCAGCUGAGUGAGGUCUUAUUGUGUCAUCCGUGUGCGCUCUGCAACCACCUGUGUACCAGGCACCGCUCCUCCGCAAGCAUUGUCUGUGCCAUAACACGGUGUACACCACUUCCCACUGUUCGGUUGUUUUUCUCCACCCUCGACCUCCUUCCCAUUAACUUCUCUGACCAGUGCUCCAUUUAUUUUCUUGGUGUUUCAGAUGGCAGUGUUAUGGCUGUGUGAUAUUUAAAAGGAAAGCUACGUGUUGCUUUUUAUAGUUUUGAGCGAUUAUUUUUGCUGACCAGUGGCUUGAAGAUAAACUCUCUAAUAAUUAUUUUUAUUUUGAGUAGCUCGGACUCAGUUUUGCCAAAACUCUUAAUAAUUUUUGAGAUGGAAUGUCUUAUCACCAAGGGAAUUUGCAUAAGUGAAGAUAAUAACUUUUCAGGAGUCACUGAUGUGGCAGUACAUUCAGAGUGGCUAGCCUAGCAGUUUGGAUUCCUGGACCAGAGGCUUCAUUUCCCUUUGCCUUUUAAUAUUCUUCUCUCCGUGAGAAGUUAAGUGACCAGGCAGAUGCUUCAUUUGUCAGGAAAAGCGAGGGACGUGGCUCCUUGCCGGGCUAUCUUCCUUGGUACCAACAUCUCUGUGGGUCGGAAGACUUGGAAGGUUUCUAAGCCUUCCCUCUUCCAUGAGGGUUUUAGCCAGUAUUUUAGGAAGGCAUGACUGAUAAAGUGACACAUUGUGAAAUUGCUCAGAUAGUCCUCAUUGUCAGUUUCUUCAGGGAAACUUGCAAACUAACAGGAACAUGGAUUUGGAUAAAUACUAAGUCAACGAAAGCCUGAUCCCUCUUCCAGCUUAGAGGCACUCCCUUUAAGUGAGGUUUUCUCUUUGCUUUGGUUCCUAACAGGUAAGACUACAGAAGCCGCUGUUGCUUCCUGUUCUGAUGUUGAGAUGAGGGCACUGUGGUAACUUGGACUUUCAUCCCCUGCAGUGGGGAAGGAGACAAAGCUUAAGAAACUGCCACAUUUGUAUUUUCAUUUUGAGGUGUGAUAUCUUUAGAUACAUCAGAAUUUCUAACCUCUUUUUCUUUGUAGACAGAGUAUAUGAUCAUGCAGAUACAGUUUUAAUAUUUGCGUUUCCUUGAUUUUUUUAUACUUUUUGCCAAUUGACUUCACAAUGUUGCCAUCAUGAGGAAAUUUCAAGCACUCUUGCACAUUUAGUUCAGUGUUCCUUUGUGAAUAAAUGGCUUAACUUUCCUUUACUAUUUUUUCAUUGCUUUAAUUUUCCAUCUCAUUUUCUCUCUGUAUCAGUGACCUACCUUAAAUGAUCAACUCACCCAAAUGGUUUAAAACAUGCCAUUUCCUGAGCAGUCUACAAGCAAAUACGAUUGUUUUAGUCAAACAGACCCUAUGUGUAUAUAUAGAUAACCUCUAUCUGCGUCCUCACUGGUGCAGGUAGGUCAUUGACACCACCCCUGUUCAUACGCACCUACCCUCACGAAACCCCUGAAGACAUUGAAAAGUCCUAUUGAGACGUUCUUGCCACCUAUCUGCAUGUCUUUUGGUUGUCAAGUGUUUCUGCAUGGUAAUGUCCCACAAAGACAAAAUGAUUUCAGUCGGUUCACCUGUAUUUAAAAUGUGCAAGAAAAAUUGAAAUACUCUGCUGUAGCAAGUUUUAUGUAACAAAGAUAUAUCAUCGUGUUAAUAAAUUAAAAGCAUCAUUUGUACAAAAUACUUUAUUUAGUUUUUUGUGUUUCAUUUAAACCCAAGAACAUGCUAAUCAUUGUGGUUUAUGUAUGCUACAAAUUCUCUGGUAGCAUUGUUGUAUAUUAUUGUAAAAUUAUUUCAAUAAAUCAUGGGGAUGACAAUUUGAUUAUUACAAUUUAGUUUUCAAAAAUUGAAGAGAUUUCUAUGAAUCCUAAAAAUAUUUUUUUCUAUGAAAUUAUUAGUAGCCAACUAGAGUCUACCCAGGUAGAUGACCCCUAGACAUACAUUGGUUUCUGAGGGCUUCUCAGCCAUUCCAUUUUACUGUCUGUUUGAAGUACAUGAGCAAACUGUCGGAUGUGUCAAAGGGGUCUAUUUCUGAUUAAUCAAGUACACUAAAUUGGAAUAUUUUUAACAUACCUAAAAUUUCCAUUUUUAGCGACAGUGUAGCCCAAAAGAUUUUCUUUAAAACUUGAAAUAAUAAGUCAGUGGCAAAACCCAGUAUUUUCCACAAAUUAUAUUACACAAAACAGAAGAAAUGAUGUUUUUGCCCAGAAAAUAAAGAAAUAGCAUUGUGCAGGAAGGAGCCGUGGAUUGACAGUGAAACCAUACUGGAGUGAUGUCAGCUGCAGACAAAAGAACUGGACAGGCAUUUUCUGGGGUCCCUUCCAAUUCCCCGUGUUAGGUCAAGGUUCCCUCUUUAUCUAAUACUCUUAAGGGACAUCAUACUUUGAAGUAAGUUUCUGUACAGUGAUACAUUUCUGUGUGCCCUUCCUCUUUCCUCUGACAAUGUUCUGAAAACCCUUUGACUAUCAUAAGACCUUUGUCUGUCCCAUUCCUUACCCCCCGCCCACUGAUGCUAAAAUACACUUGAUAUCAAACUGUCAGCCUACCAAAAAGAUACUACCGUGGCUUAUGGGUAUUGCUGUCUUGUUCUUGGUAUGUUCCUGUACUGAUUGCCCCUUGGUCUGAAGAACCUGCUCAUUGUAAGCCUGAGACUAGAUGAUUAUCCUUCCCAACUGACUGUUUUUCUUUCCUUCUGCUUGUUGUAAGAAUCCAAUGAAAUAAUGUAUGUCAAAGCACCUUGGAAACUGUAAGCUUUCGGUGUAAGAUGUAAGGUGUGUUGUUAUUUCAUUAAUUACUUCUCUGUUUAGAGUGGAAUUUCCUAUGCACUACUAUAGCUAGGAAAUGCUGAAAAUGUGUUUUUUAAUUCAUCAAUAACCGCAAAAUUAAAGUUAUCUUCAAA
Messenger RNA from Peromyscus leucopus (white-footed mouse), 4620 nucleotides. RefSeq names its product protein kinase cAMP-activated catalytic subunit beta (gene Prkacb). Gene Ontology annotation, biological process: peptidyl-serine phosphorylation. Gene Ontology annotation, molecular function: ATP binding; cAMP-dependent protein kinase activity. The coding region runs from base 16 to 1587 and encodes 523 amino acids. NCBI's taxonomy places the organism in Eukaryota, Metazoa, Chordata, Mammalia, Rodentia, Cricetidae. Gene Ontology annotation, cellular component: cAMP-dependent protein kinase complex; nucleus. The record is from RefSeq and is a predicted model, not a curated record. The transcript is spliced from 10 exons.